AUGGACUACGACAGUAUGAAGGAGCAGUGGGGUGAGGUCGAGGAUCGGGAUGGAGUCCGCCUGAGCUGGAACGUCUUCCCAAGCACUCGCAUGGAAGCGUCGAGACUGGUCGUUCCCAUUGGCGCCCUGUACACCCCUCUGAAGGAGAAGCCCGACACGCCCUUGUUGCAAUUCGAGCCCGUCACCUGCAAGCAGCCCUGCCGCUCGGUCCUGAACCCCUUUUGCCAAGUCGAUGUGCGCGCUCGCCUUUGGAUCUGCCCUUUCUGCCUCUCGAGGAACCCGCUUCCGCCGCACUAUAAGGAUAUCACAGCCCAGGCCAUCCCUCCUGAGCUGCACCCCUCCAACACGACCAUCGAGUACAGGCUGUCGCGACCGGCUCCGAGCCCGCCCAUCUUCCUCUAUGUCGUGGAUACGUGUCAGGAGGAGGACAGCUUGGCUGCCCUGAAGGAGUCGCUCAUCAUGAGCCUCAGUCUCCUGCCCGAGAAUGCGCUGGUCGGGCUGAUCACCUACGGAACUAUGGCACAGGUACACGAGAUUGGCUACACCGAGUGUGCCAAGUCGUACGUUUUCCGGGGCAGCAAAGAAUACGCUGCCAAGCAGGUUCAGGAGAUGCUGGGUCUCAUACAGCCCGCCAUGCGCCCGGGUAUGCCCGCGCAUCAGCCAGGCAGGCCUAUGCCGAUGGGACCCGCCUCUCGGUUCCUGCUCCCAGUUACCCAGGCCGAGUUCCAGCUCACCAAGGCGCUCGAGCAGCUACAACAGGACCCUUGGCCCAUCUCCAGCGACCGCAGAAACCUGCGCUGCACAGGCGUUGCUCUUUCCGUCGCCGUUGGCCUACUCGAGACCUCGUUCCAGAACGCCGGCGGCCGCAUCAUGCUCUUCGCCGGCGGUCCCGCCACCGAAGGGCCCGGUAUGGUUGUCGGCCCCGAGUUGAGGGAGCCAAUCCGAUCGCAUCACGACAUUGACCGUGAUAACGUCAAGUAUUACAAGAAGGCGCUCAAGUUUUACGAUAAUCUCGCCAAGAGGACCGCCCACAAUGGCCACACAAUCGACAUCUUCGCCGGCUGUCUCGACCAAGUCGGUCUUCUGGAGAUGAAGGGUCUCUGUAACUCAACCGGAGGCCACAUGAUCCUGACGGACAGCUUCACUUCGUCCAUGUUCAAGCAAUCCUUCAUCCGUGUUUUCGAGAAGGAUGGCGAUGACAAUUUAUUGAUGGGCUUCAACGCUGUUCUUGAGGUGCUCACCACCAAGGAACUCAAGGUCACCGGUCUCAUCGGCCACGCAGUGUCCCUCAACAAGAAAUCGACCUCAGUGGGCGAGACAGAAUGCGGUAUCGGCAAUACCUGCUCCUGGAAGAUGUGUGGUAUCGACCCCAAGGCUAGCUACGGCGUCUACUUCGAGAUUGCCCAGGGCGGCCCCUCACAACACCAGCAGAACCAAAAGGGUAUGAUCCAAUUCCUGACAUACUAUCAACACUCGUCCGGCCAGUUCCAUCUCCGCGUCACCACAAUUGCGCGGGACCUUAGUGGGCCGGCUGGCGACCCAGCAAUCGCCCAUUCAUUCGACCAAGAAGCAGCUGCCGUUCUCAUGUCCAGGAUCGCUGUCUUCAAGGCCGAGGUUGACGAUGGGCCGGAUGUGCUUCGCUGGGUUGAUAGGAUGCUCAUCAGGCUCUGCUCGAGGUUUGCGGAUUACCGCAAGGACGAUCCGUCAUCCUUCCGCCUGGAAAAGAACUUCACAUUAUACCCGCAGUUCAUGUUCCACCUGCGGAGGAGUCAGUUCUUGCAAGUUUUCAACAACUCGCCAGACGAGACCGCCUUCUACAGGCACGUGCUCGACCACGAAGAUGUCAGCAACUCCCUGGUCAUGAUUCAACCCACACUCGACUCCUACACCUUUGAUCAGGAGGGUGGGCAGCCGGUGCUCUUGGACUCUUCCUCUAUCCAGCCAACCCACAUCCUCCUUCUCGACACCUUUUUCCACAUCCUUAUCUUCCACGGCGAGACCGUUGCCGAAUGGCGGAAGGCAGGCUACCAGGACCAAGAGGGAUACGAGAACUUUGCCUCUCUCCUGGAGCAGCCAAAGGAAGAUGCCAGGGAUCUCAUCACCGACCGCUUCCCCCUUCCCCGUUUCAUCGUCUGCGACCACGGCGGCUCGCAGGCACGUUUCCUGCUCUCCAAGCUCAACCCGUCCACCACACAUACCUCGGGUGCCGGGGCCUACGGCGGCGUUGGAGCGCAGAGCGCACAGACCAUUUUCACAGACGAUGUGUCCUUGCAAACAUUUAUGGAGCAUCUCAUGAAACUGGCUGUUAGUGGCACGAACUAG
Messenger RNA from Chaetomium globosum CBS 148.51, 2322 nucleotides. RefSeq lists its product as uncharacterized. Gene Ontology annotation, biological process: intracellular protein transport; endoplasmic reticulum to Golgi vesicle-mediated transport; COPII-coated vesicle cargo loading. Lineage: Eukaryota; Fungi; Ascomycota; Sordariomycetes; Sordariales; Chaetomiaceae. The coding region runs from base 1 to 2322 and encodes 773 amino acids. The transcript is spliced from 5 exons. Gene Ontology annotation, cellular component: COPII vesicle coat; endoplasmic reticulum exit site. The record is from RefSeq and is a predicted model, not a curated record. Gene Ontology annotation, molecular function: GTPase activator activity; zinc ion binding.